Molecule: messenger RNA, 3215 nt
Organism: Lycium barbarum (goji berry)
Lineage: Eukaryota; Viridiplantae; Streptophyta; Magnoliopsida; Solanales; Solanaceae
Product: putative two-component response regulator ARR13
Exons: 13
Coding region: 244-2214 (656 amino acids)
Biological process (GO): cytokinin-activated signaling pathway; phosphorelay signal transduction system
Molecular function (GO): DNA binding
Source: RefSeq, a predicted model, not a curated record
UUCAUUUUUUUUUUCUAAAUACAAUGAACUGAUUAUUUUUAAAAAAAAUAAAAUAUGAUAAAGUUGAGCAUUGUCUUCAUUUUUUUUCCUUAUUCGGCUUUGGGGUUUUGAUCAUCUAUAAAUUUGUGUUCCCGUUCAACAAACACAAUACUAAAACCAUCUAAAACACCUUCAAUCAAUUGUCAUCAUUCAAGUUAACCUUUUUUACUUUUAUCUUUUUUUUUUUUUCUUUGGGAAGAAUCAAUGGGAGGUGAAAUGCUAGUAGCAAAUAAGUCUCGUGAAAUAAUUGACAGUGAAUUUGUUGAAACAACCAACAUUAUGGUGGUUGAUGAUGAUACUACUUGCCUUUGCAUUACUGCUGCUUUACUCAAGAAGUAUAAAUACAAAGUUGUCACAGUGAAGAGCGCAAAAGAUGCAUUGUAUGUCCUUCGGAUCAAAGGCGACUCAUUCGAUCUUGUGGUCAUAGAUGUGCACAUGCCUGAAAUGAACGGCUUUGAGCUUCAACAAGUGAUAGCCAAAGAAUUUGAUAUUCCUGUCGUCUUUAUGUCAGCUGAUGAAAAACAUAGUACAACUCUAAAAGGACUUGAAGGUGGAGCUGUGUUCUUCAUACAGAAGCCCAUAUCACCAGAUGAUGUGCAAGACAUAUGGCAAUAUGCAAUCAGGCGAAAGAGGAACAAGAUAAAAGGCAAAUCACUUGUUAUUAAAGAAAUUCACGAUAACACUGAUAGCUUAGGUAAAAGUGCCAGUGGCCCUCGUCUGAAAAGCCCUAAUCAUGAAGUAAUUGUUGUGGAGUCUUCGGCGUCGAUCAAUGAAAAAGGAAAUGAAGAAUCCAACAAUGAAAUAUCUAGUGAGAGGCACAAGUCUGCAAGAAAACAUGAGGAGGACAAAAAAGAAGACAAUGAAACUACAACAUCAAAGAAGAAGCUUGUCUGGACAAGUUGCCUUCACAACAAAUUCUUGGCAGCUAUUAGUGAACUUGGUUUGGAAAAUGCUUAUCCGAUGAGAAUUCUUGAGGUCAUGAAUGUCCCACAUUUGACUAGAGAAAAUGUCGCUAGUCAUUUGCAGAAAUAUCGUAUUUUCUUGCGGAAAGUCACUCAAGAAAGUUUUGGAAAUCAAACCAUUGUCAAAGACGCAGCUAAUAGUACCAGUCAAUCAACUUCACCAUCAAACAGGCCUAGCCAGUUUCCUCCAGAAAACUCCGGAUUGCAACAGCACUUGUCCCUCAAAAAUAGAUUGUACAAGUCACCGGAAGAGACUUCGAAUUGUGGAAGUUCAUCGUUCUUAAAUCGACUUGCUAUUACCUUUCCAGAAUAUGGACAACCAGAUGUUAAUGAUGUUUCAAAUCAAUUGUCCACAACGGAAGCAACUAAUAAUAUUUCAACUCACAUCCUAAAUGCUGCAACUUCAGCUCAACAAUUUAUUACAGGAAAUUUGAACUCUCCUCAUAAUAGCUCUGGUGCUGAUACAGAGCCUAGUCAGGGAAUCGACUAUGUUGCUGGAGGGGUUACGAGCUUCAAGUCUCAUCAAAGUUUGUCUGUAAGAGAAUCUUCUUUUAUUGAAUUAGGAGAUGAGGAAUAUGUGGAAAUGUGGACUCAUCAUAUUGCUAAUCAGGAGGCUCGUACGCAAUUGCCCAGUUUACCAAAUAAUGAUGGGAGUGGAGCCGGAGGAAGUGGUUAUGUACAACCAGAGUUGGUUUCAAACAAAGGUGAUUCAAGUAAAGUCACAUUUAGUAAUGCAAAUCAAUUUUCUGCAAGGGAAGCAACUGACAAUAUUUCAACUCAGCUCCUGAAUGCUGUAACUUCAGCUGAUCAACAACUUAUCACAGGAAAUUUGAACUCUCUUCAUUAUAGCUUUGCUGCUGAUAGAGAGACUAAUCAGCAAAAUGAGAGAGCCAUUUUGACUGGUCAUAUUAAUCAAAAGGCUACAGUGGAGUUACCUCCUUUACCAGAGAGUUUCGGGGGUGGAGCGGGAGGAAGUGGUACUACACUUAAUCCAUAUUAUGACUUCUCUAUGUAUAGAAGCGUUAAUCCUAGACCAAAUUCAAGUGGAAUUGGUGAUCUUACAAACACUUUGUCAAGCCAACUGAAUGCUCAACCUUAUAAUGUGGAAAACAAGGAUGAUGAGGGGACAACUCUUAACUUCAAUGAUGGUAUCAAUCAGUACCAGCAAGUUUAUUUUCCGUGGACUGGUCAUACAGUAGCAGAGGCAAGUUAAAGUUAUAUCGCCUUUGACUAAGGAUUUCUCAUCACAGUUUAGUAGUAUUAGUUUUUCUAUAAUGCAGCUUAACUUUCACAAGCCCCUAUAGUUAUUCCAGAUUACAGAGUUAAGUGAAUUAAGCAAGUUAGUACACAAUUGAUUUAUUUUUUAGUAAUAUAUUUGAAGUACAGUAUUGACUUUUGUUAUAUGAAAGACAAAUUAUAUACGUUGAAUAAGAUAAGCCAACAAUAAAAAUAAAAUUCACCAUUACCUAUAGGAAUGGGUAGUUUGAAAAUACUUGUGGUCAAUAAUUCACUAUAUGCUUAGAACUUCGUGGUAUCUUAUUUCACUGCUAUGGUUGUAGCAAGUAUAUUACGGAGAUUUUGCUACAGGGGAAGGAUCUUCUCAGCUCCCUUGUGGUUCCCUGAAUGUGGAACUUGAGCAAGGAUAUUACGGAAGCGUUACUGCAGAGGAAGGAUCGUCUCAGCUCCGUAGUGUUUCUCCAAAUCCGGAACUUGAGCAAGGAGAUUGCGAAGGUGUUACUCCGUCUCAGCUCUAUAAUGUUCCCCCAAAUCCGGAACCUGAGCAAGGAGAUCACAGAGAUGUUACUGCAGGGGAAGGAUCCUCUCAACUCCGUAAUGUUCCCUUGAACCCCGAACCUGAGCAGGGAGAGGAUUACAUUUUCUGGAAAUCAGUUUUUUCUUCAAGCCCUGAUAAUGGUGAUCAGAAUUAGAGGGAAUCUACAAUUAACAUCCAAAGAAGAUUUAUUGGCUAGUAUGUGACAAGCUUUUCAGUUGCCAUUGAUAGUAUAAGAACAAAACAAGUUUGACAUAUUUAUGUUCUUUAUAGAUGUUCAAUCAAAUGACUUGGAACAAAUAAGCAGACUUUCAUUUGACAAAUUGGUCAUCCACCUAUAUGUUCAACUAUGCGUUUUUGUUCAUCCUUUUCUAUUUUUGCAUUAUCAACUCUGCUUUAUGCCUUUAUAUAAACUCAUUCCAAUUAAUUUUUACUGAAAAUAA